UCUUCUGUGUUGUACAUGUUAUAAACUAAUUCGAUUAGGGCAGACUAGUCACAGUAGAAAAAGACGCAGAAAAGCGCCCUCUCACUCGUUCAGCUGCACCAAUCGUCGCCAACCUAUUGUGGCCGUCUGUCUUUCUUUCCUCUUUCCUCCCUUCCCUCUCAAAUUUCACCGCUACCGCCACAGCAACCACCACCGGUGCAUAUGAUAUGAAAGCCUCCUCGUCUUCUUCGCCCUUUUAUUUUUCCUUCGUCUCCUGAAUCUCUGCCACCCACUUGCUGUUUAGUGAAGAGUCUUCAAAGAAAGAAUUUUGGGUGCGGGAAGUUAGUGGGAUACUAGCAAAAGAUGCAGUCUUGUAGUGGAGCUGCUGUAGUUAUGGGGUCACUUCAACAGCCCAUUUGGAUUAAGGGAUCAGCUUUUCCCUGUAAAGGGUUUGGUAUCAGUGGAAAUCAGAAUUAUGUUAAACUAAUUUCGGUUGGCGCAUGUAGAGCAUCUCAGCUGGGAGGCAGUUUGGUCACCGGGAGACCUCCAUCUUCUGUUUCUGUUCCUGUGCCUGAAAUUGGAGGUAGUGGAAGCAGCUUUGAAGACUUCAAUUUGAGUGAGUCUGAUCCUGAAGUUCAGUCUAUCAUAGACAAGGAAAAGGAAAGGCAGUUUAAAAGCUUAGAGCUUAUUGCCUCAGAGAAUUUUACAUCUCGAGCAGUAAUGGAAGCUGUUGGUUCUUGCCUGACGAACAAAUACUCUGAAGGAUUGCCUGGUAAAAGAUACUAUGGUGGAAAUGAAUACAUUGAUGAGCUGGAAACUCUUUGUCAACAAAGGGCUUUAGAAGCAUUUCAUUUAGAUGGGAAAAUAUGGGGUGUAAAUGUCCAGCCACUGUCCGGUUCCCCUGCUAAUUUUGAGGUUUACACAGCCAUUCUCAAUCCUCAUGACCGGAUAAUGGGGCUGGAUUUACCUCAUGGAGGACACUUGUCCCAUGGGUUCAUGACUCCAAAAAGACGUGUAUCAGGCACAUCAAUUUACUUUGAGUCUAUGCCAUAUCGGCUUGAUGAGUCCACAGGCCUUGUAAAUUAUGAGAUGCUUGAGAAAACAGCUAUUCUUUUUAGGCCAAAACUUAUUAUUGCUGGUGCAAGUGCAUACCCUCGUGAUUUUGAUUAUCCUCGCAUGAGAAAGAUUGCAGAUGCUGUUGGUGCUUUCCUCAUGGCGGAUAUGGCACACAUCAGUGGACUUGUAGCUGCUUCUGUGGUUGCCAAUCCUUUUGAAUACUGUGAUAUUGUAACAACAACAACACACAAGUCUUUGAGAGGGCCCAGAGGGGGAAUGAUCUUCUUCAAGAAGGAUCCUAUCCUUGGUGUUGACUUAGAAUCAGCCAUCAAUAAUGCUGUCUUCCCAGGGUUACAGGGUGGUCCUCAUAACCACACAAUUGGGGGACUGGCUGUCUGCUUGAAGCAUGCUCAAUCACCAGAGUUUAAGAAUUAUCAGAACAAGGUUGUUUCAAAUUGCAAAGCUCUUGCAGAACGUUUGUUUGAGUUGGGUUAUAAUUUGGUCUCUGGAGGAAGUGACAACCACUUGGUUCUUGUGGAUCUCAGGCCAUUGGGCAUUGAUGGUGCUAGAGUGGAGAAAAUCCUUGAUAUGGCAUCUAUCACUUUAAAUAAGAAUUCAGUACCUGGGGAUAAAAGUGCUUUAGUGCCUGGUGGUAUUCGUAUUGGCACUCCUGCAAUGACUACCAGAGGUUUUACAGAGAAGGAAUUUGUAUCAGUUGCAGACUUCAUUCAUGAGGGUGUGCAAAUUACUCUGGAAGCAAAACAGGCUUCUCCAGGUUCUAAGCUUCAAGAUUUCAUGAAAUUCGUUACAUCCAAAGAUUUCCCUUUGGCGCAUCGAAUAUCAGAUUUAAGAGGGAGAGUUGAAGCUCUCACAACCAAGUUCCCACUCCCUGGUUUAUGAGCUAAUGAAACUUCAGAAUUACAUUUUGGUAAGACCACUAGAAUUGAAAUUAGUCAUGGAACUUUGAUAAUAUGGGUGCAUGCAUGUCAGCAAUUUAGGAAUAUUGAGUGUGGAAAUUGUCACAGAAUUGAUUUAUAUUCUUUGGCAACCAAUAGCUACUCGAGAGAUUCUGAUGUGGUCUUCUCCUCUACAUUUCGACUGCCUGUAUCAAUGUUCACAGUGCCAAAAAUAUGCUAGUAAUUUUCCCUUAUGCUGAGGGGCUACCAAAUGGGGGUCAAGAGUUGAUCCUUUUCAGUCGUC
Coffea eugenioides is the source of this 2235-nucleotide messenger RNA. RefSeq names its product serine hydroxymethyltransferase 3, chloroplastic. Gene Ontology annotation, molecular function: pyridoxal phosphate binding; zinc ion binding; serine binding. Gene Ontology annotation, cellular component: cytoplasm. The record is from RefSeq and is a predicted model, not a curated record. Bases 343 to 1935 code for a protein of 530 amino acids. Gene Ontology annotation, biological process: L-serine catabolic process; tetrahydrofolate interconversion; folic acid metabolic process. NCBI's taxonomy places the organism in Eukaryota, Viridiplantae, Streptophyta, Magnoliopsida, Gentianales, Rubiaceae. The transcript is spliced from 12 exons.